AGCUGACUUCCUUUCUGGAAAUGAUUUUCGUCUCUAACCAUGUUGAGACUCUCUUUUCUCAUUCUUUCAUUCUGACUUGCUCUUUUUCCUCUCAUUUACAACUGCAUCUGAAUAGAUCUUCUGACAAUCUUGCCAUGGGGUGCGGACUACGAAAGCUAGAAGACCCAGAUGAUAGCAGCCCUGGAAAAAUAUUUUCUACGUUGAAGAGACCGCAAGUGGAAACAAAGACUGACUCUGCUUAUGAAUAUGUAUUGCUGGAUUUUACUUUAGAAGUGUCCUCAAAUCCAGAAGCUAUCAAGAUCAGUUCUGUGUUGGAUAUAGCAACAAAAGUGGAAGAAUAUUACAUCAAAGGAUAUGUUGUAGGAGCAAUUCAUCCUAUUAUAUUACCUGUUGGGCGAAGAAAGCACUUUCCUGCAAGUUAUUUGUAUCGAGUGGUACUAUCACGACUCAAAUUAAGCCCGAAGCAUACAGCACUCAGAAGACAAAGACACCCCAGGCUUUUGAUUGAGGAAUGUCCUUUAAUGUAUGAAACACUGACAAAUGAGGUAGUGAAAGGAUUGUUAGAAAAGGUCAAUGAAGCUGCUAAAAGAGGGAAGAAGUUUGUUGGAUUUAUAACACAGCAUUUUCCUCAGACUAAAUUCUGUAAUGGCACAAACACAGAUGGAAAUGCGGACUCGGAAUCAGCACUAAGUAUAAAGAGUAGAGAGCACAGGAAAUACAAUUAUGACGAAAACUAUAAAAACUGGAAUGAAGGGACUUUGAGUGGUCAGUCAUCUGAGAGUGGAAUAGAGGAAGAAAUUCAGCCAGAAAGGGGACAGUUACAGGAUGCUGAUUUCCCCAGCCCUACUAAACCAAGAAAAGGAGAAGAUAAAUUAUAUACAGUCUUCAAUGUUUUUGAUGAUGACUCAACCUGCUGGACCUAUCAUGAGGGCAUUUUGUCUAUGAAAGUAACAAGAAAAGGGGCAGUCAUUAGUACUCUGGAUGCAGAUUGGCUAGAACUAACCACAUUUUAUUAUAAACAAGGAUUGUCAUUAAUUGAUUCUUUUGUACCUUGGGAAACUUCUAAAGGAGACCACAUGACCAAAUCUUUAGAAGGAUUAUUUAUAUAUGAAGAAGGUGGUUCAGGAGUUCCAGGUUCUAACAGGAAAGGAAAUGACACAAUAGUUGUAGAACAAUGGACUGUCAUUGAGGGCUGUGAAAUUAAAACAGAUUAUGGACCUUUACUGCACACGCUGGCUGAGUUUGGAUGGCUUCUUACAUGUGUACUGCCUACACCGAUCAUCCGACAUGACAGUGAGGGAAAUCUGGCCACAAAGCAAGUUGUUUUCCUUCAGAGACCUGUUAUGUGGAAUUCAACUACCCAGACUCCAGAGAAAAAAUCCACAAGGCAGCUCAGAAGUGACGAGAAAGGCAAAGUCUCUAGCAGAAGUAUUGGAUUAGACACAGCUACGUCUCACCCUAUAGAAAGUGGGCAUCCUCCUGAUGAGUUUCAUCUGUCUCCUUCUAAACCAUGUUGGAUCAAGGAGGGAUCUGCCCAAUAUGAAAGCUUCUCAGGAUUCAAUAGCAGCGAUAGUGUGUUAAGGGAAAUGGAUGAUGGACAGUUCGAGCAGGAAGAUGGGGCCACUCAGGUCACGUGUAUGUGACCCAAAAAUCCAAGAAAUAACGUACGUCAGAGAAUGAAGAUAUUUUAAUGGAAGCUGGUAACAACUCCUCCAUUUAAGUUGCCUAACACUUUUUCUAUUGUAGAAGAUUCUUGCCAGUUUGUUUGGUUGGUUGUUUUGAGAAGCUGUAACACCUCUGGGUAUUUAAAUCUGGCAGAGAAAAAC
Messenger RNA from Trachemys scripta elegans, 1826 nucleotides. RefSeq names its product raftlin family member 2 (gene RFTN2). The transcript has 11 exons. Bases 21 to 1643 code for a protein of 540 amino acids. The record is from RefSeq and is a predicted model, not a curated record. Lineage: Eukaryota; Metazoa; Chordata; Testudines; Emydidae.